AUGGAAGAACAUCGGGAUGCAUUGAUGAAUGAGAAUAGUGCUAUGUUCUCACUUACGACUCCGCUUCAGACGGAUGAAGAAUCGGUAUUGGAUAAUACCUCUAAGGAAACUGCAGGAACUUCUACCUUCUUUAAGACUUGUUUCAAUGGCAUUAAUGCUUUAUCUGGAGUAGGGAUACUAUCGGUACCGUAUGCGCUAGCAUCAGGAGGAUGGUUAACUUUGAUACUUCUUUUCAUUGUUGCGGCUGCAACAUUCUACACAGGGUUACUAAUACGAAGAUGUAUGGAUGUAAGUUCAAAGAUAAGAACAUAUCCAGAUAUUGGCGAGCAUGCAUUUGGGAAGAAAGGAAAAACGAUAGUAUCUAGUUUCAUGUACUUAGAACUGUAUGUGGUUGCAACCGGGUUUUUGAUACUAGAGGGUGAUAACUUAAGUAACCUGUUUCGAAACAUGAGUUUCACAUUAGCUGGUGUUUUGCUACUCUGCUUUGUUCUAUGUACGAUUAGCUACGCUACAAUGGCUGUUUUGGGUUAUCUAAUGUUUGGUGAAAAUAUAAAAUCUCAGGUCACAUUGAACCUGCCAACUGACAAACUCAGUUCAAAGAUAGCAAUCUACACAACUUUGGUCACCCCCAUUGCAAAAUAUGCAUUAAUGGCAACACCAAUUGUAAAUGCCAUUGAAAGCUCUUCGGGGAUUAACCACAAUAACAAGAGUAUUAGUCUUCUAAUAAGAACCAUUUUUUUAGUUAGCUCCGUUACCGUCGCUUUAGCUAUUCCAUUUUUCGGGUAUCUAAUGUCUCUAGUUGGCGCGUUUCUAAGUGCCACAGCUUCUAUUAUUAUUCCCUGUUUGUGUUACUUGAAGAUCAUGGGAACAUAUCGAAGAUGGGGAUACGAAUUGGUGACUAUCAUUGGGAUUAUUUUGAUGGGUAUUUCAGUUGUAGUUAUAGGUACUUACACAUCUCUUGAACAGAUUUCAAGUGAGUUCAAUUUGAGCUUUUGA
This is a messenger RNA of Papaver somniferum (opium poppy), 996 nucleotides long. RefSeq names its product amino acid transporter AVT1I-like. The record is from RefSeq and is a predicted model, not a curated record. Gene Ontology annotation, cellular component: plasma membrane. Bases 1 to 996 code for a protein of 331 amino acids. The transcript is spliced from 4 exons. Lineage: Eukaryota; Viridiplantae; Streptophyta; Magnoliopsida; Ranunculales; Papaveraceae.